AUGACACAGAUCAAAUUAGGAGAUAAACACCACGAGCCGUCGUUUUAGAUGUUUCAUUUUUAGAUGCCUUCUAAAAGUGAGCGCUGAGCUUGACCGUCUAAUAAAAGAUGAACCGAGCUCCACAGUUUAGAAGCCGAAUAACUGAAACAGCCUCUCCAUGUUUUCUGUAUUUUACAGGGAGUAUCUGUAGAAGGCCACUAUCUGCAGAUCUUCGAUUAAGUGAUGGAAAAUAGACAGACACUCUUGUGAACAGACAAACAGGCUGAAAAUGUCCGGCUCCGUGGAUGAAAACGCGCUGGUUAACGCGCUGAGAGAGCUGGUCAGUACUGGACGCGCUUUGCUGGACGGAGCGGCGGGUGGAUCUCAGCAAAACAUUGACAGUCAGAAGCUCCAUCCAAUGUUUGGCCUGAUGGCAGCAGGUGCCAGCUUCCUCAGCAGUCUUUCGGUGACAACCAGGCGAGAAGCCGAAGCCCUGUGGGAGCAAAACUUUCAGAAUGCAGAGGUGCGGGACAAUGUUGAGGACUUGCUGCGGUUAGAAGCAGAGUGGGAUGGGUUUCUGACCGCAGCGUCAGAGAACAGUUUAAAGAAUCCGAGGACACGAACCACAGAAGUGGCUGUGGCCGAAUACUUGGAGUUUCAGGUGCAUGUACAAGCGCUCCAUGUCCAGCCAGAACGUACAGGUGGAGUUAGAGACAUUGCAGACCACUGGCUGGUCAAAUGCAGUCAUCCUGUGGUGUCACUAGAGAGUGUUUCUCUGGGUCAGUAUCUGGGCAAAGGGCAGAAACUCCUGCUGGUUCUGCUCAGGCAUUUCGGAUGACUGCCGUGACGAGAUCACUUGACCGAGCUUCGAGACAACAAGGCUCUUCUAGAGGCUCAGUCGGUGCAGGUUCUGGUGGUUUCGUACGGUUCUCUGGAGGGGGCAGAGUUUUGGCUGGCUCAGACAGGCUAUGAGUUCGACAUGGUGUUUGACCCCGAGCGUAAGGUCUACCAGGCGUUCUCUCUGGGCUCCUCCUUCUCUAAAGUGAUGAACUUCAGCAACUUGCUACGCUACUCGGAAUACCACGUGACCAAGAGAAGCUUUCCUCAGGUGCCCCCGCAGUUUAUCCACGACCUUUUUCAGAUGGGUGGUGAUUUCGUGCUAGAUGAAGGAGGUGCAGUGAUGUUUUCCCACCGGUGUCAGAGCCCAGUGGACCGGCCCUCAGCUGAACACAUCCUGGCUGCCCUGUCGUCCUCAGUUUAACUCUUAGUGCCUCUGCUUAAAGCGAUAGUUUGGCAGUUAAUCAGGUUUUGCUUCUUUAGGUUUGUGCUGGGGCUGUGAGGCAAAUGCAGCUAACAUAAUGGAAGUUUAUAUCAUCAGUUAUCACUCGCCUUGCAAAACUAGAGAACAUGCCUUGGCUGAUCAAAGAUAUGGUUUGAUGUGGUUUAAGCCCGUAGGCUGGCUUUACGCGGUGAAGCUUUCACGCAACUAGUUGCGUGUUGUGAGUUGCCUGCAACGUAAUUCUUGUGCAGCUUGACAGUUACAGCGUUGCACACAACAGUCACUCUUUUAGUUCAGCUGCCUGAUAAACCAUCUUCUGUUUUGAAAUCAUUUGAAAAUAUGCUGUUCGAUGUGAUCACGUGAUGCGUUAUCAGCGCUUUGAUCGCAUGUUUCAUGAAACCUGUUUCGGCUGAGUUUCAAGUGAGAUGCAGGACAUUUUAUGUUAUGUAACACAAGUGCAGGUUAGUUGCAUGUAGGUUUCAAGCAACUAAAAUUGACUGAAACGUUCACCAUGUAAAUACAGCCUUAAGCUCCAAGCUUGUUAUUCAGUUACUGACUACUUUAGAUUAUUCAGUAUCUACAGUGAAUUACUCAGUAACCACUAUAAAUGACUCCGAUUUUAGUAUAAAUGAAUCAUCAAUUACUACGAUUCAGUAACUGCUAUAAAUGAUUGAGUUACUGUGAAUUAUUUUCCGAAAUGACUCUGUAUCUACUUUGAGUAAUUCAGUAACUGCUGUGGAUGUUUCAGAUAUGCAGUUGUUAGAGGGAGGAGCCGCAAUAUGGGCGUCUGCAGUAUUAGAGGUGAAAGUUGUGGAUCAUCCUGAGUUUUGGACGAAAUGACACCGUCAGUGGGGCAUCUGCAAUGAAAAUCAUUUUUAGUGUCGCGCUGUGCCUGGAAAAUCAGGAAAAUCAGCCACGUGUACCAAAGUACAUUCAGUGCUCUGCACGAGUGAUCCUCAAAAGCCACUGUAGAGCCAAACCACUGCACAGUGUAGUGCUCUCCUCACUCUAACGUCGUUCGCCAGCCAAAUAUCGAAGCCUUCAGGAGUCGAAUCGGCUCGCUAAAAUCAUGACACGUUUUUGUUGGCUUUCGAAGUGCAGUCGUGAAAUUUGCUCACUACUAAAUAUUCCACAGUCAACUGUCAGUGGUAUUAUAACCUCCAAACUUCAUGCGGCCCUCAGAUCAGCUCAAGAACAGCGUAGAGAGCUUCAUGGAAUGGGUUUCCAUGGCCGAGCAGCU
Pygocentrus nattereri (red-bellied piranha) is the source of this 2498-nucleotide messenger RNA. RefSeq names its product selenoprotein L (gene selenol). The record is from RefSeq and is a predicted model, not a curated record. Lineage: Eukaryota; Metazoa; Chordata; Actinopteri; Characiformes; Serrasalmidae.